AUGUCACUUGAAAUCGAAUUUGAUGAAAAUUGGUUGCUUGGAAAGGCAUCUGCAAAGUGGAAAGAUGGUGAAAGGUUGGAUGAUUUUUGGUAUACCAUCAAUACUCAAAGUCAACGUUUUUCCAUUCAAGUUACUAUUAAAUCUUUUGAUAAGAACUAUUUUAAACAUAUAACGAAUUUUGAAUAUUUUAUGAAUGAGUUAAAAUUCCAACAUCAAUUUAUGACAUGUGAACAAUUUGAAAAUUUGGAGCACCAAGUUGAAAGUAUAAACGUUGAAGAUACUUUUAGUGAAAAGCUUAGAAUGAAUUAUGAUAGUGAACUAUUAGAUUUAAAGAUUCCUUCUGAGCUAUUAAUUAGUGAAAAAAAUGAUUUUACUACGCAUAAUAUUUAA
Funneliformis caledonium is the source of this 390-nucleotide messenger RNA. NCBI's taxonomy places the organism in Eukaryota, Fungi, Glomeromycota, Glomeromycetes, Glomerales, Glomeraceae. The record is from the annotation of a GenBank genome assembly.